Lemur catta (Ring-tailed lemur) is the source of this 3904-nucleotide messenger RNA. RefSeq names its product fucose kinase (gene FCSK). Gene Ontology annotation, molecular function: fucokinase activity; ATP binding. Gene Ontology annotation, biological process: GDP-L-fucose salvage. The record is from RefSeq and is a predicted model, not a curated record. NCBI's taxonomy places the organism in Eukaryota, Metazoa, Chordata, Mammalia, Primates, Lemuridae. Bases 1 to 3318 code for a protein of 1105 amino acids. The transcript has 24 exons.
AUGGAAUGGCAGUGGGGCGGCGCUGGUGGUACAGAAAGGGCAGCCCCUUGCCUAAGGAAGCCCUUCCACUUGGCCAGAAUGGAGCAGCCGAAGGGGGUUGAUUGGACCGUUGUCAUCCUGACGUGUCAGUACAAGGACAGCGUCCAGGUUUUUCAGAGAGAGCUGGAGGUGCGGCAGAAGCGGGAGCAGAUCCCAGUGGGGACGCUGUUACUGGCCGUGGAGGACCCCGAGAUACGGGUGGGCAGUGGAGGAGCCACUCUCAACGCCCUGCUGGUGGCUGCUGAACACCUGAGUGCCCGGACAGGCUUCACUGUGGUCACGUCUGAUGUCCUGCACUCGGCCCGGAUCCUCAUUCUGCACAUGGGCCGAGACUUCCCCUUCGAUGACUGUGGCCGGGCCUUCACCUGCCUUGCUGUAGAGGACCCCCAGGCCCCCGUGGAAGCCCUGGUCUGCAACCUGGACUGCUUGCUGGACAUCAUGACCUACCGGCUGGGUCCAGGCUGCCCGCCAGGCGUGUGGGUCUGCAGCACCGACAUGCUGCUGUCUGUGCCUCCAAAUCCAGGGAUCAGCUGGGACGGAUUCCGGGGAGCCAGAGUGAUCGCCCUUCCAGGGAGCCCCGCCUAUGCUCAGAAGCAUGGUGUCUACCUCGCUGACUCCCAGGGCUUCGUGCUGGACAUUUACUACCAGGGCACGGAGGCAGAGAUUCAACGGUGUGUCGGGCCUGAUGGGCGGGUGCCACUGGUCUCUGGGGUUGUCUUCUUCUCAGUGGAGACUGCUGAGCACCUGCUAGCCACCCACGUGAGCCCGCCCCUGGACGCCUGCACCUACAUGGGCUUGGACUCUGGAGCCCGGCCUGUCCAGCUGUCUCUAUUCUUCGACAUCCUGCUCUGCAUGGCUCAGAACGUGAGCAGGGAGGACUUCCUGGUGGGGCGGCCCCCGGAGUUGGGGCAAAGGGACGCGGACGUAGCAGGUUAUCUGCAGAGUGCCCGGGCCCAGCUGUGGAGGGAGCUUCGUGAUCAGCCCCUCACCAUGGCAUAUGUCCCCAACGGCAGCUACAGCUACAUGACCUCCUCAGCCAGUGAGUUCCUGCACAGCCUCACGCUCCCCGGGGUCCCCAAGGCCCAGAUCGUGCACUCCCAGGUGGAGGAGCUGCAGCUCCUGGCGGCCGGGAGCUCCGUUGUCAGCUGCCUGCUGGAGGGCCCCGUCCGGCUGGGUCCUGGGAGUGUCCUGCAGCACUGCCACCUGCAGGGCCCUGUUCACAUCGGCGCCGGCUGCUUCCUGAGUGGCCUUGACACGGCCCAGUCCAGGGCUCUGCAUGGCUUGGAGCUGCAUGACCUUGUCCUCCAGGGACACCACAUGCGACUCCAUGGCUCUCCGGGCCGUGCCUUCACCCUCGUUGGCCGUCUGGACAGCUGGGAGAGGCAGGGGGCAGGCACAUACCUCAACAUGUCCUGGAGGGAAUUCUUCAAGAGGACAGGCAUUCGAGACUGGGACCUGUGGGACCCAGACACGCCCCCCGAGGAGCGUUGCCUUCUCAGUGCCCGCCUCUUUCCCGUGCUCCACCCCUCGAGGGCCCUGGGGCCCCAGGACGUGCUGUGGAUGCUGGACCCACAAGAGGAUGGGGGCGAGGCCCUACGGGCCUGGCGCGCCUCCUGGCGCCUGUCCUGGGAGCAGCUGCAGCCCUGCGUGGACCGGGCUGCCACACUGGCCUCCCGCCGGGACCUGUUCUUCCGCCAGGCCUUGCGGAAGGCGCGGCACGUGCUGGAGGCCCGGCAGGACCUCAGCCUGCGCCCGCUGAUCCGGGCUGCUGUCCAGGAGGGCUGUCCUGGGCCCCUGCUGGCCACGCUGGACCAGGUUGCAGCUGGGGCAGGAGACCCCGGUGUGGCAGCGCGGGCGCUGGCCUGUGUGGCCGAUGUGCUGGGCUGCAUGGCAGAGGGCCACGGGGGCUUACGGAGUGGGCCAGCUGCCAACCCAGAGUGGAUGCGGCCCUUUUCGUACCUGGAACAUGGAGACCUGGCGGGGGGUGUGGAGGCACUUGCCCAGGAGAGGGACAAGUGGCUGAGCAGGCCGGCCUUGCUGGUGCGAGCGGCCCGCCACUACGAGGGGGCCGGGCAGAUCCUCAUCCGCCAGGCUGUGAAGUCAGCCCAGUGCUUCGUCUCCACGGAGCCGGUGGAGCUGCCGGCGCCUGGGCAGUGGGUGGUGGCUGAGUGCCCGGCCCGCGUGGAUUUCUCUGGGGGCUGGAGUGACACACCACCCCUCGCCUAUGAGCUCGGCGGGGCGGUGCUGGGCCUGGCUGUGCGCGUGGAUGGCCGCCGGCCCAUCGGGGCCAGGGCACGCCGCAUCCCAGAGCCCGUGCUGUGGCUGGCGGUGGGGUCUCGGCAGGACGAGAUGGCCGUGAGGAUACCGUGCCGGAGCCUGGAAGACGUGCAGGAUUACUGCCAGCCCCACGCCCCAGGGGCCCUGCUGAAGGCGGCCUUCGUCUGUGCGGGCAUCGUGAGCGUCCACUCGGAACUCCCGCUGAGUGAGCAGCUGCUCCGCACCUUCGGGGGUGGCUUUGAGCUGCACACCUGGUCUGAGCUGCCCCAUGGCUCUGGCCUCGGCACCAGCAGCAUCCUGGCCGGUGCCGCCCUGGCUGCCUUGCAGCGGGCCGCGGGCCGGGUGGUGGGCACGGAGGCCUUGAUCCAUGCGGUACUGCACCUGGAGCAGGUGCUCACCACAGGAGGUGGCUGGCAGGACCAAGUGGGUGGCCUAAUGCCUGGCAUCAAGGUGGGGCGCUCCCGGGCUCAGCUGCCGCUGAAGGUGGAGGUGGAAGAGAUCACUGUGCCUGAGGGCUUUGUCCAGAAGGUCAACGACCACCUGCUCCUGGUGUACACCGGCAAGACCCGCCUGGCACGGAAUCUGCUGCAGGAUGUGCUGAGGAGCUGGUAUGCCCGGCUGCCCGCCGUGGUGCAGAACGCCCACAACCUGGUGCGGCAAACUGAGCAGUGUGCCAAAGCCUUCCGCCAAGGAAGCCUGCCCCUGCUGGGCCAGUGCCUGACCUCUUACUGGGAGCAGAAGAAGCUCAUGGCGCCAGGCUGUGAGCCCCUGGCUGUGCGGCGUCUGAUGGAUGUCCUGGUCCCUCACGUGCAUGGCCAGAGCCUGGCAGGGGCAGGUGGUGGGGGCUUCCUCUAUCUGUUGACUAAGGAGCCGCGGCAGAAAGAGGCUUUGGAGGCUGUGCUGGCCAAGACCGAGGGCCUUGGGAAUUGCAGCGUCCACCUGGUGGAAGUGGAUACUCAGGGCCUGAGCCUGAAGCUGCUGGGCUGUGAGGCCUCAACCUGAUGCCCGUUCCCACGAGGCUGGUCCUUUGCUGCAAGGAAACCUGGAGCUGCAGCGGCCCCUCCCUCCCUCCCCCCACGGGAGUUCUCUGCCUCCUACUCCUCAGCCACCUCUGCGCAUCUGCUCCCAAAGCAAGCAGACUUGGCAAGCAGAGACGGUGCUUGGGAUAGGACUGUGACCUGGCUGACAGCAGCCUUCGCUUGGCCUCUAUACUACUUGGACAUAGGAAGGUCCUAAGCUUAGUGUCCUAUGUGGCCUUUACCAAUCCCAUUGCCCAGCUUGGGCCCUGGAAGAUGACAACCAGCCUUAGCAUAUGGCUGGGGGUCCCUAGGUAAGGCCAGCCCUGACGUGGUCCUUUGAGUCAUUUUCUGUGGCCUUCCUUAGAGGUGUAGAGACUUCACGCUCAACCCUCAUGAGAGACCGAGAGUGAGGGUGGGGGUCCAUUGCCAAGUCUGUGGCAGUGAGCCGAUGAGUCACUGUCAACCCAGGCCUUAACCAGCAACACUAAGGACUGUGCCAAGUGACCUGGUGCCGGUGGGCAAUGGGUUCUGUGAUAUGCUUAGAAUAAAUUCACUGCCCUUCCAGGUUA